AUGGCGGGGGAACGGUGGUACGACGGUCUUCAUAAAGGGUACGACAAAGAGCAUCGUGCGCGGGACAUUGAGAAUAACGGGGAACUAACACCUAUGCGCAUGAGGGGUCAUAGUGCCCACGACUGGCCGUGCGACGAGCGGUAUGAGCCAUACUUCGAGAGAUUGGGCCUUCUCCCGUUCGUGCUUCAGUUCAAGCGACACGCUCCGUCGAUCAACCAUGGGGCGAUGACCGCACUUAUUGACCGUUGGAGGCCAGAGACACACUCGUUCCACUUGUCAUGUGGAGAGAUGACCGUGACCUUGGAGGACAUGGCGAUGAUCAGUGGCCUUCCAAUCAAUGGAGAAGCUUUGACCGGCAGCACCGUAAGUGCUAAUUGGCGAGAUCGUGUUGGCCAAUUGACAGGUGUUUUCCCUGAGCCUCCUGAAGAAGGCGAGCGUGAUAGUGAGAAAGUGUUGCAUCAUUGGCUCCGAGGGGGGAGAGGAGUAGUAUGCCCUCCGGACGCCAAUGAGGUUGUUGUGCAGCAGCACGCCCGAGCAUAUCUGUGGUAUCUGUUAACGAUGGUAGUGUCUCCAGAUUCUACCGGUAAUAAAGCCCAGUGGAUAUUCUUGGACCUACUAAGUGACUGGGACCGUAAGUACAGUUGGGGUUCAGGAGCACUAGCAUACUUAUAUCGUCAGCUCGACGAGGCAUGUCGUAGGAAGGAGGGCACAUCUGGUAUGGGUGGCUUUGUUUGGUGCCUUCAGGUUUGGAUGUGGGAGCGGAUGCCCGUUGGACGCCCCGAGAAAAACAAGACACCUCCUGAAGGAUGGGUCGCACAUGUCGGUAGGUAUGGAGAAGAUCCUUGGCGGUUUCCGACCGUUGCCUACUGUUGGGAGAUGGCGAAUGUGUACACAGGCAGCUCGGUUGCGCGAUACAAAUGCUACAUCAACGAGCUGGAUAAGUUGACUCAUAAGCAGGUCGAUUGGAUGCCAUAUGAUGCCGAUUAUGCUUUCCGGCUGAACGAGAUGUGCACACGUGACAGGAAUAUUUGGCGGGCGAGAUGCCCACUGAUAUGCUUCUAUGCUGUCGAGUGGCACUACCAAGACCGUGUCGCAAGACAAUUUGGGAGAAGGCAAGGGACACCAAGGGAUGAGAGUUUCGAGACAAGCCAAUUUCUGCAUCGAAUUAGUCGAAAGAAUAACCCGGAAACUUCGACUUGGGCCAUCAAGCACUCCGAGUGGGUAGAUUUGUGGAAUCAAAGAGUGGCCCUAGUGGAGAAGGAAAGAAGACAACAUAGUGAUUCAGUAUACGAAGAGCAUCUGAAGUGGCUUGCGGGACGUUACCGGUUGAAGCUAAAGCCCGGUUGGAACCGUUCGAAAUUGGAAGAGUUGGAUCGUGAGAGCGGGUAUAUGGACUUCAAUGUACAAACGAGAGACAACGAAGGGACACAACUUGACUAUGCACAACUACACGACCGAGUGGACAUGGAGUUAUUGCAUUGUAUUAACGAGGCUGGUGUAGCACUUGGUGAAGAUGAGGGAAGUGGAUCAUCUGAGAAAUCUCUUAGGAAAAUAAUGAAGAGUUUCAUGAGUCGAUUCCACAAGAUGGCAGCUAUGCUCUCUUGCCAUGGAAGUAAAGCCGUCCUCACGGCUGGAGCUUCUACUAGCCGGGACAAUAAACGGCGUCGUCGUCUUGUCUUGCAACAGGAACAACAAGAGCAGCAACUGCAAGAAGAGCCAGAGCAAGAGGAGGCGCAGCAAGAUGAACAGGAGUACAAUCAAGACGAAGAGGAGGUGCUUGGGAUGUCCCAAAUGGAUGAUGCGUCUGAGCCAUCACAGCCCACACAACGCACGCCGCGCAGCAAAAGAGGAAGGAAGAAGUGA
Messenger RNA from Triticum turgidum subsp. durum (durum wheat), 1863 nucleotides. The record is from the annotation of a GenBank genome assembly. NCBI's taxonomy places the organism in Eukaryota, Viridiplantae, Streptophyta, Magnoliopsida, Poales, Poaceae.